CUCUUACUUCCACAUUCCACGAAUCUAGUCGGCAAUGUCUGGUCCCAAUCUCUCAGGGCCCUCCAGUGGCCCUUUGGCCAAGAAGCAAAAGCUCGAAGUCGCCGCCAAUGAGCCAGUCGCGCAUGGCUCGAAGAUCUUUUCUCCGUUCAGGACAGUAGGUUUGGUCUCUCCCACAAAUGUUCCAUUUACCUCCCUUCCUCUCGGAAAGACCACAUUUCAAAUCACAACUUCUGUCGGUCGGGCGCUGCAGACGUACGACCUAAAACGAGGACUGAACCUCGUCUUCAUUACAAGACCACAAACGCCGGAGGACAUAACUUGUACGCUGGCAUGGAAGAAGUUUGUUCUUGCUGCUUGGGGUGGACAGGAGACGCAUUCGCCGCGAGGUGUCUGGGUCUAUCAGCGCGGAAAGAAGGUCAAUGAGCUUGAGAUCCCAAAGGGAAUGAAGCACAAUGUCACUCAACUCGCUGUCUUCGGAAGUUGGAUUGUAGGCCAAGGACACACGUCGAUUGAGGUCUGGAAAUCCUCCACCUUGGAGCAUUACACUACUCUACAGGGUAUUUCGUCAAGCCCGCUUGUCGCAAUUUGCACCAUGCCGACCUAUCUGAACAAAAUCUUCGCGGCCAGGAAAGACGGAUCUGUCGAGAUCUGGAACCUGAAUACCGGAAAGCUCCUGUAUACUCUGCUGCCACCAGCAUCAAGCUUUGGCGCCGUCACCGCUAUGCAGCCGACUCCUGCACUUUCCCUCCUCGCGAUUGCAUACGAAGCCGGGCCUGUCAUCAUCCACAACGUCCGACUUGAUAAGGAGGUCAUGCGACUGAACCUUGGGGGGUCCACUAAGGCUCCUAUAACCUCCAUCUCAUUCCGUACCGACGGACUCGGCGCCGGCGACGACGGACAGAAAGAUGGUGUCAUGGCUACAGCCAGCCUGGGAAAUGGCGAUAUCACCUUCUGGGAUCUCAAUGAUGGAGGGCGCAAAACCGGCACGCUUCGUGGUGCACAUAAUCCUCCGCCAUCUGCGAACGGGGGAAUUGGUGGCGGUGUCAGCAAAAUAGAGUUCUUGCCCGGCCAGGCUGUACUCAUCUCGAGUGGUUUAGACAAUUCUUUGAAGAGCUGGAUCUUUGACGACACACCCUUCUCACCCAUACCCCGAAUUCUGCAUUCUCGUGGUGGCCAUUCUGCCCCUGUCUCGAACCUGCGAUUCCUGCCUUCCAACUCGGACGGCACAGAUGACACUGGAAAAUGGCUGCUCAGCGCAAGUCAAGACAGGAGCUUGUGGGGAUGGAGUCUUCGACGCGACGGGCAGAGCACUGAACUCUCCCAGGGAUCCAUCCAGAAGCGAGCGAAGAAGAUGGGCCUUCUUAAUGGUGGUAUGGCGGGCUCAAAGGCACACGGAGGCUCUGGCUCUUUGGAGGAACUUAAGGCUCCGGUCAUUACAUGCAUCGCGGCCUCACUCAAUCGUGAUGGCGGAAUGGGUGCAAUGCCCGGUGUUACUGGCAUCUGGGACAAUGCUACAAAGCCCAAGGGCAAAAAGGCUCCCGAGGUCAAUAUGACUGGCUGGGAGAGUAUUGUUACUGGCCACGCUGGAGACAAAGCAGCACGCACCUGGUUUUGGGGCCGCAAGCGUGCCGGAAGAUGGGCGUUCGACACUGGUGAUGGAACAGAAGUCAGGAGUGUUGCGAUCACUGCUUGUGGAACGUUCGCUCUUGUCGGAUCUGCCGGGGGUGCAUUGGAUAUGUACAAUCUCCAAUCCGGACAACAUCGCAGGAAAUAUCCGGCUCCAUUGACGCAGAAUGAAGCCAAACGACUAAGAAUCCAACAACUCAAUGCAGAAGAGGCUGGCACUGGUUCGGAAUUUUCAUCACAGGCAAAAUUUACGAAGGGUCAAGGCAAGCACAAGGGUGCCAUUACUGGCAUUGCUACUGACAGUCUCAAUCGGGUGAUCAUCAGCUGUGGAGAAGACGGCAAGUUGAAAUUCUGGGACUUCGGCACUGGAUUGCUUCUUCAUGAAAUUGACUGGUACCCUAUGACGAAAAUCGUCAAUCUCCGUUACCACCGCGGUAGCGAUUUGGUAGCUCUCAAUUGUGAUGAUGGCUCUAUCCGAGUCGUUGACAUCGAGACCAAGAAACUCAUUCGCGAGUUCUGGGCAUCUUCAUCGCACAGUCAGAUUCGUACUGUUGACUACACAUUUUCGAAUGAUGGCAGAUGGAUUAUAUCUGCUGCCUCGGACUCUGUGGUCCGAGUGUGGGAUCUUCCAACGGGUCAUCUCAUCGACGCAAUGAGAUUACCGCAGCCAUGCACUACUAUUGCAUUCUCUCCCACAGGCGAGUAUCUCGCCACUGCACAAGAGAACGCUGUAGGAAUCGACAUUUGGACCAAUCGAUCAUUAUUCACGCAUGUUUCUACGCGUCAUAUUUCCGAUGCCGAUAUCGCUAAUAUGACUGGACCAAGUACUUCUGGCGAAGGUGGUGUCGGUAUAGUGGAGGCGGCAACUGAGGAGGAAGUGGAGGAUGAUACCGAGGACGCGAUUGCAGUCCCAAUCAUGGACCAAUUGAGCGAAGGUGUCACGACCCUCAGUCUUGUACCGAAAGCCAAAUGGCAGACACUUCUACAUCUCGACGUGAUUCGAGCACGCAACAAGCCCAAGGAGGCCCCGAAGGCCCCAGAGAAGGCCCCAUUUUUCCUUCCCUCGCUCUCAGAGAAGCCAUCUUCUAUCAUCGAGUCGAAGAACGCUGCAACGAUAGACACACUGCCUGUCCCUACGGAGGAACCCAAGUCCCGUAUCUCUUCUUCGUCGCUGACCUCGAAGACGUUGGUCGCGACCUCCACGAAUGAGUUCACUCGGCGACUUGCUCAAGCCACCGAUGAUGAAGAUUAUAAGCCAGUAUUGUCUUAUCUGUCGUCUUUGAACCCAUCGGCUGCCGAUCUCGCCAUCCGCACACUUGAUACUAUGGAACCGUACACCGAGCUGCAAACCUUCAUCCUCGCUCUAACGUCGAGAUUGGACGAAAGGAAAGACUACGAACUAGUCCAAGCAUGGAUGAGUGUCUUCUUAAGGAUACAUGGUGAGGUCAUUGCCAGCAGCGAGGAACUCAUUGGCUUGUUGAGGAAAUGGCAUGAAGGAGCUAAGCAAGAAAGAGAAAGAAUUGGAGGUUCAAUCGGAUACAGCGUGGGUGUGUUGGGAUUUGUGAGAAGUGCACGUUGAGAGACCAGGUACAUAGCAACCGGGAGAACGAUAGGACAGACGAUCAAAAGUGAUACCAGCCACAAUAUCAACAGUUGCAUAG
Aaosphaeria arxii CBS 175.79 is the source of this 3287-nucleotide messenger RNA. Its product is annotated as WD-repeat protein-like protein. The record is from RefSeq and is a predicted model, not a curated record. Gene Ontology annotation, biological process: rRNA processing. Gene Ontology annotation, molecular function: protein binding. The transcript is spliced from 5 exons. Gene Ontology annotation, cellular component: Pwp2p-containing subcomplex of 90S preribosome; small-subunit processome. NCBI's taxonomy places the organism in Eukaryota, Fungi, Ascomycota, Dothideomycetes, Pleosporales. Bases 35 to 3205 code for a protein of 1056 amino acids.